This is a messenger RNA of Camellia sinensis, 1770 nucleotides long. RefSeq names its product DDT domain-containing protein DDR4. The record is from RefSeq and is a predicted model, not a curated record. Gene Ontology annotation, biological process: regulation of DNA-templated transcription. Lineage: Eukaryota; Viridiplantae; Streptophyta; Magnoliopsida; Ericales; Theaceae. Gene Ontology annotation, cellular component: RSF complex.
CCUCUCUCUCUUUCUCUCUCGAACUCACAUUCUCUCUCUACACUCUCCAAUUCUUCUUCCAUCAACGCGUAGAUUCUUCUGCAUUUUCAACACAUCUCUCUCUCUCUCUCUCUCUACAGAACAAUGUCUGAAAAUCGCCGGCGAAAGACGCCGACGGUGGCCGCCGGAGGAGAAACUCGAGAAGACCUAGCAAUGGUGUCGGAGUUGUCGCCAACCGAAUCGGAGCUCGCCCGGCUUAGGCUUCGACAGCGAUGGGAGUUUGCCUCCGUUCUUAAUUUUUUGCAUGUUUUUGAGCCUGUUAUUGAGAGUAAGAUGAAGGUUUCGGCUGAAGAUAUUGAGACAGCUCUUAUAACACCGAACAAUUUGCUUGCUCAACUUCACAUAAUGCUUUUGAAGAUAGUGCAUGUGCAUCCAUGUCUGGGAAUACCGCCAAUAAGUAAAGCCUUGAAUGGUUCUGAUGCUUGGGUGACGGUGCUUUGCAAGAAACUUGCUAUGUGGUGGCCAUGGGUUGCUGAAGGGGAUAUUCCACUAACAGCAGCUAAGGGAGAGGAGAUACCCAGAUACAAGGAACUUGAUCCAACAAUUCGUCUACUACUUUUAAAAGCACUUUGUGAAAUUCGAGCAGAUCAAGAUGAUACAGUGUCUUAUAUUAAUGAUGGACUAAAAAAUGGGACUGAAAUUUCUUCUUUCCGGAAAGAUAAGAUAGGGGGAGAUGGAAAUGGAACUACAUACUGGUAUGAUGGAAACAAAGUUACUGGUUAUAGGCUAUACAAGGAAUUAAGUAAGUUUGAAUCCAUGCCAAAAGUUAAGGGCAAGGGUUUGCCGACAAUCAUUUCUGAGUGGGAAACACUUGCAACUAAUCUCGAGGAAUUCCGCAAAGUUGUGGAUGAAUUUUUGUCUAGUAAAGCUAAGCUGGAGGUUGGUGUUGGUCAGACAAUUGAAGUUAAUGUCAUUCCUGUUCUUGAGAAACUUCAUAAGAACAAAGAAAGGGCAAUGAAGAAACAACAAAGGAAAGAGAUACUUUCGAAUGGCUUUUUUAAUCCUGGGAUUACUCGGUCCUGCCGCAAUCGUAGGCCUGUCAAUUAUACAUUUGAUGAGUAUGACAAGGCCAUUGAUGAGGCUAUUCAACUCACAAAGAAAAGGAAGACUACCGAGGAAAAACAUAAUAGUGUCCGUGGAAAAAGAAACAAAACUGACUCGGAUGGAGGUUCGGACACAGAAACAGAUACAAGAAACCAUUCUGUUGAUAAGCAUGACUCCAAUGCAAGUGACACUGAGAGCGACGAGCUUCAUGGAGGUCACGAUGAAGAUUAUGAAAAGGACGAUGGUGAUAAUGAUCAGAGUAAGGAACUAGCCGGGACUGCCAACCAUUCUGAUUUGCAAACCAAAAAUCUGGGUGCAAAGAAUAGAUCGAGGCAAAGACCUACUCGCAAUUCUGCGCUUGAAUCUGCUGUUGUUCCUGAUUCAGAAGAUGGACAUUCAUCGGAUGAGACAAGCAACGGGAUGUCAGGCAGUGAACAUUCUGAGUCUGCUGGGCGCGAUGAUGAUAGUGAUGGAUUAAAUGCUUCCGAUCAGGACUGACUAUAUAAGUCAGUUCCCAUUAAGUAAAAUGAUUUCCUUCAUUUUUGAAAUCAGUGGUUUCUGGAAAUCAUGUUUUUUGAAUCUUUGGUAUGUAUAAAGGUGUAAUGAUGUCAACUUGAGAAUUGAAUUCAUUUUAUAACCCACAAAUUCCUUCUCUCAGUGCUCUAAUUCAUUUGAAUUCUUUUUUCA